Larimichthys crocea (large yellow croaker) is the source of this 1780-nucleotide messenger RNA. Its product is annotated as ectonucleotide pyrophosphatase/phosphodiesterase family member 7. NCBI's taxonomy places the organism in Eukaryota, Metazoa, Chordata, Actinopteri, Sciaenidae. The transcript is spliced from 6 exons. The coding region runs from base 169 to 1665 and encodes 498 amino acids. The record is from RefSeq and is a predicted model, not a curated record.
UAGUCAAGAGCAAAAAAAAACUCUGAACACGACUCCCAGCUGUAAAAUCGGCUCAUAAACAUCAUCGGGGCUGCAUGCACAAAGUGCCAAGAUAAAGUCUAUCCAAUCUAAGAGAUUAGAUAACCCGAAGAAACUUUGCUCAGGAGGUGUUAAGCCACCUUCUUGUAAAUGAGCAGUUCAAACUUGGAGUGCAGAGUCAGUCGAAGCGUCGCCAUGCCGUGCACCACGAGUCUCUGCCUCCUCCUCCUCCUCCUCCUCGUCUUGGCCUCGUCCGCGCUCGGAGCUCCGGCGAGGAAACCGAGGCAGAAGCUGCUGCUGGUCUCCUUCGAUGGCUUCCGGUGGGAUUACGACCGCGACGUGGACACGCCGAACCUCGACGAGAUGGCAAAGGAUGGAGUCAAGGCGGCGUACGUCACACCUCCUUACCUCACCGUCACCAGUCCUUCACACUUCACCCUCUUGACAGGCCGCUACAUCGAGAAUCACGGGGUAAUCCACAACAUGUGGUUCAACACAACCACCACCGAGAAGAAGCCGUACUAUCAGACUCAGUUUGUGAACGAGUGGUGGGACAAUGGCACUCUGCCUAUCUGGAUCACGGCGCAGAGGCAGGGUCUGAAAGCUGGCUCUCUUCACUUUCCUGGCACAGCUUCCAGUUACCAGGGACAGGUUGCUAUGGUGCGGGAAGUGGAGCCACAGCCUUACAAUUACAAGGACGAGACCCUUUGGAGACAGAACUCAGACAAGGUGAUGGGCUGGUUCAGAGAUGAGGAUCUAGACUUCGUAUCCCUGUACUUCGGUGAACCAGACGGCACGGGCCACAGAUACGGCCCCGACUCCCCAGAACGUCGGGAGAUGGUCAAGCAAGUGGACCGGGCGGUGGGCUACAUCCGUCGCUCAGCCGAUAAAUAUGGGCUGACCGACCGCCUGAACAUCAUCAUCACGUCAGACCACGGCAUGACCACGGUGUUGCGGAAAGGUCUGGUGGACGAAAUCACCCUGUACAAGAUCCCAGGUUUCUCGUUCAGUGACGUGUCCUUCCACCUGGUUGAUUACGGCCCUUCUGGAAUGCUGUUGCCAAAGCCGGGAAGGCUGGAGAAGGUUUACGCCGCCUUGAAGGACGCCCAUCCUCACCUCCAUGUGUACAAGAAGGAGGACAUGCCAGAGAGUCUCCACUUCUCCAAGAAUGAUCGCAUCCUCCCCAUCAUUUUAUGGGCCGACCCCGGAUACCUCAUCAACGGGUAUUUUCCAGUUCAGUUCAACAAGGGUGAGCACGGCUUUAACAACCAAGAGAUGGACAUGAAGGCCUUCUUCAGGGCAGUGGGCCCGGCGUUUAACAAGAAUCUGGAGGUGGGGCCCUUUGAGACGGUGAACAUCUACCCCUUGAUGUGUCACAUCCUGGGCAUACAGCCGGAGGUCAACGACGGCCAUUUGAACGCCACCAAACACAUGCUGGUUAACGGCGCCGCGACUCGGGCCGCAGAUGUGAACUCUAUGCAAGAUGUCUUCACAGGACUGGCUGCAGUGUCUGGAUUUCUUGUUGUACUUUUUAUAGCGAUGAUAUCUCACAGAGUACUAACGAAGACACGCAACAAUAAAAGAUUGGGAAGUUCAGAACAUCAUCCAGAAGAAAAAGAAGAAGAGACAAAACAAACUUCUUUUUGAUCGCAGAAAUAAUCGUACCGCGGCCUGUGGACAGUCCACGCAUGACUCCUUGUUUUAUUUUUUAUCCCAUGUGAGGAAACAAACAGCAGAAAUCAAUAAAAAUAAAUUCUCACAA